AUGGAGCUAAUAUGCCUUUUCCUAUUUUUAAUGCAUGGGAUGCCUUUGGCUUUUACUCAGUUUAAUGGCUACAACUGUGAUCCAGCAUUCCACAGUAGAUUCCCAGCCGAAAAAGAUAUCACUGUGUACUGUGGUGUGCAGACCAUCACACUGAAGAUCAACUUCUGUCCAGUGCUCUACUCGGGCUACACUGAUGCUGACCUGGCCCUGAACGGGCAUCAUGGUGAUGCUCAAUGCCGCGGUUUCAUCAAUAACAACACGUUCCCCACAGCAGUGCUGUUCAGCAUUAGCCUCAGCACACUGGAGGCCUGUGGAAACAUGCUGGUGGUUUCUGCAGCUCAUGGCCACAAUGCUUUUGGAAAUAUAUCCCUGGUACAGAUAGGGAAUGUAUCAGGCUACAUCGAUACCCCUGACCCUCCAACCAUCAUUAGCUACCUGCCUGGCUUGCUUUAUAAAUUCAGCUGCAGUUAUCCUCUGGAGUACCUGGUUAACAACUCUCAGCUGGCAUCAUCUUCAGCAGCAAUAGCAGUAAAAGACAACAAUGGAACCUUUGUGAGCACCUUGAGCUUGAUUCUAUACAAUGAUUCAUCCUUCAGUCAGCAGUUGUCCAUUCCCAUGGCUGGUCUGGCUUUGAAGACUAGAGUGUUUGCUGCUGUCAAGGCCACUAAUCUAGAUAAGAGGUGGAAUAUACUGAUGGAUUACUGUUACACCACCCCCUCUGGGAAUCCCAAUGAUGAGAUACGCUACGAUCUUUUCUUCGGAUGUCACAAAGACCCACAGACCACAGUUUUUGAGAAUGGGAAAAGCCAGAUGGGCCGCUUUGCCUUUGAAGUUUUCCGGUUUGUGAAACACAAAAACCAGAGGAUGUCCACUGUCUUCUUGCACUGUGUCACAAAGUUGUGUCGUGUGGAUGACUGUGCAGCAUUGAUGCCGAUCUGUGGAAGAAGAAGAAAGAGGGACACCACAGCUCCUCAUGCUUCUGCUGAAGAUGCUAUCAUAACUGCAGGCCCUAUAAUCACCAGAGGUGAUGAAAGCUCAACCACCAACUCACAACUUGCUUCAUCUAGCAACCCUUCCUCACCACUGGACACAGUGACAAGUGCUCUUGUUGCCGGGGUGGCAGUGUUGGGCCUGAUGAGCCUGAGCUUCUUCGUCCUUUCCAUCAGGCUUCUGCGCAGGUCCAGUCCCACAUCUCUCACUAGCAUCUGGAACCCCAGUUUCAAAUAAAAUCACAGCUUUCUGUAUCUUUUUCCACCUGGGUCACUGCCAAUUACAGAAAUUAUGUAUUGGCAGGCCCAGAAUUCUGUCUUCCAACUAUUUUUUCUUCUUAUUCUACUAUGUUACUCCUUUUAACUUCUUUAUAUCUUCUACUUCAUACAAUCUUCGGUUAUGAUUUACAAUUUACUCUUAUUGUACUUGUGUAAAGUAGACACGAGCAGCCAAAGUUUUUGUUUAUUACCUCACUUAGUUGUAAUUAUACACCUUUAUUGAAAAUGAGGAUAAAGUAGUAUAGUAGAAAGUAUAACACAUGCAAUACAUGAUUCUUUGAGCUCAAACUUACAGGGACUUUGUAUGGUUUAAUUUAAUCAUGUUUUUUCAAGCACAAAAAGUUUUUUUAAGUAGUGCAUUUCUCCAAAACACUGGUUUCAAAAUUAUCAACACCCUUACAAUUAAUAUUUUGUGAUGCCUGCCAUGGAGAGAGUUUCGUCUCUGUCUGUAAUGUCUAACAAUGCUGGAGGCACUUUUUGAGGGACCUUUACAGGGCCCAGUCUGGAGACUGAGAUGGUCAUUGCAAAACAUUGAUUUGUGUUAACUAUUUGUGUUAAUUUAGUAAUGUUGACUCAUCAUCUUUCUGAAAGCUCUGGCCACAAAACAGCCCCAAAGGUGCUUCUUGUAUGCAGUCAACUUCUGUCAUGCAUACCAUCACAUGCUGAUGGUGUGCAUGUCAAAAAUGUUUGGUGUCUUUUGACCACAACAUACAAUUAUAAUAAUCCUCCAUGAGUUUCAGGUGCCGCAUGUGGAGAUUUUCUCUGGAAAGCCUCAUUUCCUGCAAUGCUUCCCGAAAGCUUUUUAUAAAAAGUAAAAAAAAUAAAUUAAUUUAAAAUGAAAAAAAAAAAAACCCCACAAGAAUCAACUGUGCAAUUUUAAAGCUGUAAAAUGUUAAUGAAAAAUAAUACUGGGAAUAAUGAAACACUUGAAAAAAAUAUUUUUCAAGUUUUUCCAAUGACAAUUUGCAUGCAUUUAAAAUAUUUUUUAGGGGUGUAAAUAAUUUUGGCACAUAUAUGUUUAAGAGAAUGUGAAUUAUUGUGGCUAGUGUUUAUUUUAUAACAUAAUUUUUGCUUAUUUUUAUGAGGAUUGCCAAUAAUUCUAUAUAUGUUUAUGAAUAUCAUAGUGUAUGAGUAGCAAUAUGUUUAUGAUGUGAAAAUGCACUGUAUGUAUCUGUAAUAAACUUUACACUUUAGAAGUAUUUCAUGUUCUUAGUCACUAGACACUGUUUAAAUGCCACAUAUCAUUAUAUCAAC
Molecule: messenger RNA, 2522 nt
Organism: Ictalurus punctatus (channel catfish)
Lineage: Eukaryota; Metazoa; Chordata; Actinopteri; Siluriformes; Ictaluridae
Gene: zpld1b
Product: zona pellucida-like domain containing 1b
Exons: 10
Coding region: 1-1227 (408 amino acids)
Cellular component (GO): cell surface
Source: RefSeq, a predicted model, not a curated record